AACUGUACAGGACUGCAAAAGUUAAUCCACCUUGUCUGCAGGGAUCAGACAUGGCGUUUCAACAUGUGGUCUACCGACACUUUCUCUUUCCUUCACUGCUUCUGUUUGUGAUCCUCACUCACAAAGGAGGUCUGGCCAUCAGUCUGCGGAACAAGACAACUAGUCAGAGUACAACUUAUUCCAAUGAGGGGCGUGCGGAGAAUGCAGUAGACGGCAAUCUAAUCACCAUUUCACAUACGAGUAGAGUUCCGAAUCAGUGGUGGAGAAUAGAUCUUGAGGCUAUCUACUGCUUGAAGAAAAUUACAAUAAUCAACAGAGUUGAUAACUUUGGUGAGCGAUUGGCAGGUGCUGUGGUGCGGGCUGGUUUGGAUCCAUCAGAUUUCUCACAAAACACACAGAUAGGAGAUGCAGUCACAAGUUCUCAGGCAACUGACGGAGCAGUGAUUGAUUUCAUCGCGGAUCCCAUCGUCUCCGCUAGAUACGUCAGUGUGAAAAGAAAUGCAAAUGGUUUUGUGUGCUUGGCCGAAGUCAUGGUGGAGGAAAUCCAAGACACUGAGGAGACUUCCACUGCUGCAGAAAUCGGUGUAGAUUUUACUCUGGUGGCCAACCCCGCUCGUCUUGGCCAGAUAGGAGACGACAAUGCAGUCAUCCAAGCUUACAAGGGUCCUACGUAUGCCUCCGGUGGGAUCAUCUUCGGCAGGCAACUGACCACAGGAGGUAGCAAUGUCGAACUACCAGCAGGAUCGAUGGUUGUGGAUGAUCCACAGACGAUAUGUAAUGUUACACUGUCCAGUACGUUACCUGCAACAGCUGGGAUUGACCGAACGGGUGUCUUCUACGCUCAAGCUCUCAAAAAUGAAAACGUGAACAGGAUACAGACAAUCAUAUUGAACAAAGAUGACGGCACAGUCCAUACACGACCUACACAGCGAACACAGAUUGCCAACAUCGGAGAGUCGGUGACACUACAGAUGGAGAAUGUGAAUUCACCUGCUAACAGCAACUACAGAUGGAGGCAUAAUGGCGGUGACGUCAUCACAGCAUGGAACAACCAGCUCAGUGUGUCUAUCAGUAAUGUCGGUGAAGCUGAUGGAGGAAUAUACAGCUGCUUCGUCUCUGGCCAAGAAAGUCAACAGCUUCAUGGAUUCAUGAGACUUAUUGUGAAAGGUUGUGCUGCGGGUAUGUGGGGCCAGGAUUCAUGUCAAAACACCUGUCGUCGAUGCUACAAUGGAGGUAUCUGUGAUGACAAGACGGGAACGUGUAUCUGUGCUCCAGGAUUCAGUGGAGAAUAUUGUCAUCAAGUUCACGGGCGUCACGUCUUUGGCCAGAAUGCUAGUCAUACCUGUUCUGAUAGCACUGAUCCACACAACGACGCUUGCCAGGGUCGCUUGUUUUGUCUUCCUGAUCCUUACGGAUGCUCCUGUGCUGCUGGGUAUAUGGGACUAGACUGCACGCAAGAAUGUAGUGCGGGGAAGUAUGGAGCCGACUGUAAGCAGACAUGUCACUGUCCAUCUGGAGAUUCCUGCGUGAAGGAUACAGGAGAAUGUACUGGAAAUUGCAUACCACCAUAUUUCGGAAGUAACUGCCAGUGUUCAACUGAUAAUGUCGUUCUGGGACUGAAAGUGAUGCCAAUCGAUCGAUAUCAACUACAAGUUUCCUGGCAACCAGAUGCAUGUGUCUCUGCCUACAUACUGGAGUAUGCAUUGACAAACAGGGGCCAAUGUGAAGAGAUUGAAUCUCCACAGCGGGUAUCACUUCCAGGUCCACUCGAUGGUCAAACUACCAGUCAUGUCAUCACUGGUUUGAUAUCGUGUUCCACCUAUAUGGUUUACAUUCGCCCUCAGUACAAUGCUGUGCGAGGACCCGAAGUGUCGACAUCUGGAACCACACUUAAACAAGAUAAUCCAUCCGUUUACCCUGUAGUGGUGACUUCUUACGAUUCUGCCAGUGUCACACUCAGCUGGCGUGAGGUGUACUGUGCAAAUUACUCCGUCCAUUAUGCACUGAGAAACAAAGAUGGUUGCCUACCCAUUAACCCACUAAACUUCAUCCAGCACUGCAUGUGUUCUGGAACCAAUUCGACCGUGAUACCUGGUCUGUUUGCCAAUUCGAUGUACGAGAUACGAGUCGCAGCAUACGUGGAUGGAAGCUCUGGACCAAUAUCACAACUAAGUGCUGUAACCGGCACUAAAGUACCAUCUGCACCACCACAGCAAGUUACCGUCAAUUCAAACAAACGCAGCCUGACUUUCUUCUGGAGUCAGCCACCGUGUGGAAGCCGAGGUGGCAUCAUCACAGGCUACAUGUACAAGCUAAGUGGACCAGGGUCACAACUCAUCUUAGAUGUAUCGACAGCCGAACAAGUUGAGAUAGAUGGCUUAAUCCCCUUCACAAAUUACAGUUUUCAAGUUUCCGCAAACACCAUUGCUGGGGCCGGGCCUUACAGUGGUGUUGUCGUUCAGAGAACUGCUGAAGCAAACCCCACAGUACCUUUGAAUGUCGUCAUUAAGAACGUUGAUGACGUAUCCAUCACUCUCCAGUGGUCAGAGCCCGACCCUCCCCAAGGAAUCAUCACUAAUUACAACAUUAGGUACUGGAGGAGUGGACAGUCAGGAAACCCAACGGUUAUUAACGACGUGGUGCAAUUGGUGCAUGAGAUAACGGGCCUCGAAGCGAAUGUGACAUACUUCGUGCGGGUGCAAGCCGAGACGUCGGUUGGUGUGGGACCCUGGAGUAAUGAAGUAACUGCAGUGACCAGAAUACGAGAACCUGGACCCAUCCAGAAUCUUUAUUGGACAGACAGAACUGAAUCCACAAUCGCCUUGGACUGGGAGCCGCCGCUUAAUCCGAAUGGACAAAUACAAAGAUACAUAGUGGAGUACCGAGCGACAGACAAGCCUCAUCAACCUGGUUUCACUGCACCUGACGAAUACGAAAAGAAUCAAGUGGAGAGUCCGCCAUUUGUGAAAGACAAUCUGGAGCCUGGUACAAAGUAUGAGUUCAGAGUGGCAGCGGAGAAUCAGUUGUUCAUAGGACGUGAUGCAGUCUUGGAAGUUUAUACCAAACCACAAUCAGAUCUUCCUGCACCGCCUCAACCGAUUUCAUACCAAGACGACACCACAGAUACUACCGUCACUAUUGGUAUAACUACCGCAGUAUCUGGUGAUGACUUCAUUGAAUCGUACGUCGUUCAUGUCAAGAAAACCAGGUCUUCAUCGGUCAUCAGGAGAGAUGUUCUUAUUCCAAGUCAUUUCGUGGAUUCCCCCAAUGACUACAUAGCAGCAGAACUCCCUAAAGGGGGUGUGCCCGAUAAAUUUGUAGUGGGGGACACCAAAAUGUACGGUGGUUACUAUAACGCCCCGCUGCAGACGGGUGCUGUGUACAACAUUCGUGUUGGGUCUGUCAGUAAGGGCAACGAAUCGGUGGCCAAUGUUGAAUUUUCAGAGCCGCUGACUAUCAAAGUUGAGCAAGCGAGUUCCAAUUCAGGGCCUAUUAUCGCUGCUACUGUACUUGGGAUUGUCGUGUUCAUCUUGGUUGUAAUUGUCGUCGUCGUAUUCAUCCUGUGGAAAAAACGUAGCACGGGUCGUUCACAAACUGCGACAGACGAACUGGUUCUCUCUGAAAACCCAAGAUCUAAAAUCAAGAAAAUGGAGUCACUUAAUGAGAACAACACCGACCCCGUUGUCUACGAAGAUAUUGGGCUCCUUCCAAGCUGGGCGUCUCAACUGGAAAUCAAACGGGGGAAUUUGAUCAUCGAUGAUGAGAUUCUUGGUAAGGGUAACUUUGGUGAGGUACGCGCAGGAGGCGUGAAGAUUAAAGGGAAAGUCACCAAAACAGCCAUCAAAACAAUGAAAGGGAGUGUUUCAGAAUCUACCCGGGAUGAUUUUCUGAAGGAAAUACAGACAAUGGCAGGCAUUCAGCCCCAUCCCAAUGUCGUUGGUCUACUGGGUGCAUGCAUGCACGAAGCGAUUAUAUACGUGGCGCUUGAGUUUCUACCUAAUGGCAACCUCCGGGAUUAUCUGAGGAGUACUCGCCCUAAGCAGCAAGGGGCAACUGGCUCUCAAGAUGAUGUGUCGCCGCUGACUUCUUCCAACCUGCUCAAGUUUGGUCUGGAUGUGGCCAUAGGAAUGGAACAUCUGUCCAACACGGGGAUAAUCCACCGUGACUUGGCUGCAAGGAACAUCCUUCUCUCUGAAGAUCUGACUGCCAAAGUGUCUGACUUUGGCCUUUCCAGAGGAGAAGACAUCUAUGUCCAGAAAUCCUCGACAAGGAUUCCCGUUCGUUGGUUGGCCAUCGAAUCUUUGACGCGUCGUGUCUACAAGUCCAAGAGCGAUGUGUGGUCCUUUGGCAUCUUGCUCUGGGAGAUUGUGACGUACGGAUCCACCCCAUACCCUGGUAUUGAGAGCAAGUCACUGGCCCAAAGACUGCUGGAUGGAUAUCGCAUGCCCAAGCCGGAAAACUGCGCUGAUGAAAUUUACGAUGUGAUGUUGAAGUGUUGGCAGGAGCAACCUAGCAAGCGACCCAGUUUCAGAAAACUGGUUGAAAUUCUGGAGGACAUGAACCGCAAUCCGGAUGCAAAUGAUUACUUGUCACCAACUGUCUGCGAGAAUUUCACCAUCAAGCCUGAGUUUGACGAUAACUAGAUGAAUGUGAUGAUCGCUCACAUGCCAGCUCAGCCAAUCAUCGCCAGGUGCUGGCGCGAUAUUAAGCAAAUCUAAUCAAUUAUAUGAAAAAACUCUAGAAUUAUGGAAACAUUGUUCUGUAAUUUUAAAUUUCAUUGCAAAUCAUGGACGAUGUGCUCAUACCAAUGAUUUUAUGCGAUACUAAUACUUCACUGUGUUACCUAAUGUCCUACUUUGAUGUUUUUUUUUAAACUUCAAAUCCAAAGAAAACUCAACAGGGGUACACACAAAUUAUAUACUGUGUUAUAAACUUUUUUCUAAGAUAUAUAUGCAUAAAGGUCCCAUUUUAGUUAAAUUGAGUAAUAGUUAAACUUAACAACGGAAACAAAAUAAUAAAGUAAAAAUUAUAUCAAGUUAUUUUCUUGUAAUACAAUAUCACUACAUAGACAAGAAAAAGACAAAAAAUUAAUAGCCGUAAAAUUAUAUAAAGAUAUUUUCUUGUAAUACAAUAUCAUUACUCAGUCAUAUUCCAGAGUAACGUAUAAAGCGCUGAUGUUAAAAUCGUGUAACUUUAUAUUUAAUAAAGCAAAUUUAUAACAAUUUACACUGUCGACAACAUCUUGGUUUGAGAAGGAGAAAUCUUUUCUUUAGAUUCAAACAAAUAUCACGGCAUCACUGAUGAGCGGAAUAGGGAUGACACUAGUUUGAAGAUUCUGAAGUAUUUUUCAAGACUUUAAUUUGAUCCAUUUUUACCACAUUUUCUUAACUUGAACUCCUUUCUUUUAAAGUGUUUUUUCUUUAGGGCUUCCAUCGAAACACAUCCGGUUGGGAAACCUCGUUUUUUAAUUUAAAUUUGUUUUGAAAAGCCACUUAGUUUUCGUCGUGUGUUUAUUACAAUAUUGAGGAUUACUCAGACGCUAGUUGUGUAAAAAAUCCUAUCAAAAAGGUUGCUAUAAAGACAGUAAGUUUACUCGAAGCAUGCAUAGUUACUCUCAGUCUGACGUGAACUGAAGCCAGGACAAAUCAGUCGAUGUUUACUGAUA
Patiria miniata (bat star) is the source of this 5665-nucleotide messenger RNA. RefSeq names its product angiopoietin-1 receptor-like. Gene Ontology annotation, biological process: protein phosphorylation; multicellular organism development; cell surface receptor protein tyrosine kinase signaling pathway. Lineage: Eukaryota; Metazoa; Echinodermata; Asteroidea; Valvatida; Asterinidae. Gene Ontology annotation, cellular component: signaling receptor complex. Gene Ontology annotation, molecular function: protein binding; ATP binding; transmembrane receptor protein tyrosine kinase activity. Bases 51 to 4643 code for a protein of 1530 amino acids. The transcript is spliced from 30 exons. The record is from RefSeq and is a predicted model, not a curated record.